GUCUUCACUCACCUUCCCUUUGACAACGCCAGAUCUACGACCCGCGCCCAUCACGACCUGGGGCCGACCUCGACGAGCCCUCUGACUACUGCUACGAAUUUCGCUCCAUCCGCCCUGACGCUUCCCCCCGCGACGCUGCCGCCAGCUGCGGCGCUCCCGGCUCCAUGGUCGCUAAGGAAUUCCUCGACUCGGACAGAGUCAACUUUCUCGUCUGGAGAUAUCUGCUCGAAGGCAACUACCGAGAGACGGCUGCCAAGUUCCAGAAGGAAUGGCACGUUAAGCAACCUCAUCGAGACUUUGACUUUGCGCGCCACGUAAAGAGCCAUGCAUUGGUGUCCGUCAUCAACCGCGGCUUGCUGUACCACGCGCUUGAGCGUGAGCAUGCGCAUAACCAGCUGCCUCAGGAUGCGGCGGCUGCGGCCGAGGCGCUGCAGGUCGGCAUCUUUGGGCCUCUAGACGCUCACCCGCCGGCCAAGGUAGAGGAGGAGGAUGAGGAUGUGGACGCCGAAGGAGAGGAAGAGGAGGUGUCGCGAAAACGGCCCCCCCAACAACUGUCAAAUGGAUCGCCGGCCAAGCGGCCGCGCCUCAGCAAUGGCUAUGAGAAUGGCGCCGAUGCAACCGCGCCCGCGACCACGCCCAUGGAUGUUGACAACCAACCCGACAACCACGCUUAUCCGUCGCCCCUCGAGGGUGAGGCGGCGCCGCCGCCGAUUGUACGUACUGACGGCCCGGAGCAGGGGACGCAGGUCGACAAGGUCGAGGAGCUGGCUCCAAACACCACCUUUAUCCGCCUCAUGGACGACGACCACGCGCAUGCCCACGGGCCUGACACGACGCCGUCUCCCUCGUCCACUGGUCCUGACAACGCUCCCAUCCUCUUGCAGUGCGAGUGGAACCCCAGAGACCCAUCCAUUCUGGCGGCUGCUGGAACCGAUGCGCUAGCCCGUGUUUGGACCAUCUCGCGUGCCACCACACCCCCGGAGCCCGGUCAAGAUCACGUGUCACCCCACGCCCACUCCCUUCUCGACCCCGAGGCCCCCCGCGAUACGACAGUGACGGCGCUAUCAUGGACCUCGGACGGUGCCUCAAUUGCGGUGGCCACGGACUCGAAGAACCAAGCCGCUAUUAACGUGUGGUCCGUCGAUGGCACGCACCUGCAGACUAUGGAGGUGUCGGAGCCCCCAGUCAUUAAGCUCUCCUGGAACCCGAGCAACACUGCCCUGCUGGCCAUCUCGCCUGACAAGGGCGGUGCUCUGGUGACUGUGUACUAUUCUCCCGCUGGCAGCUCUCUCUCCUACUUCCUUGCCGGUCACGAUAUUGCCGCGACGCCCCUUGAUGCUGCUUGGACGAGUGAUGUGGAAUUCCUACUAACAGGUGGCGACCUUUUGCUCUGCCUACUCUGUUCCGACACAACCAUCUCUCAAGUGAGGAAGUUUGAGACAAAGGAGGAUGAUGGUUUUACCCAAGUGCUCUUUGAUUGGCGGUCCAAGCUGGCGGCCACUUCGAGCGACAAGGGCACCCUCGACCUCUGGGACGAGUCUGGACAGAGGAGAUCGAUAUCUGCUCACCAAGGAGCCAUUACCGCAAUGCGUUGGCAGCCUCUCCCCGCGAACCAACCGGCAGCUGACGAUGAACGGUUGAUUGCCACGGGUGGCGACGACUGCGCCAUUCUGAUAUGGAACGCCCGAGUACCGGAGAGCAAACCCAAGUGUUUCAUGACGAUGGAUUCCCCGAUUGUGCGACUUGCUUUUACGCCAGACGGCGCCUUUAUUGCGGGAGCUACAGCAAAUCAGGUGCUGAUUUGGAAGGUCGGAAGCCACGCCAUGCCUCGAGCCAGCUGGAGCAGACCGAGACACCCAGGUUGGCUCAGCCCGAAGGCGAAUUCGGAACCGGAGGAGGAGGAUGAGCAUUGUUUGUGCUGGGAUGCGGACGGACAGAAGCUCGCUUACGGCUCUAAUAGCAGACUUGCUGUCAUCAACUUUAGCCGGUGACGGAUGCUUCCAGGCGAUGAAUAGCCAAGUCGAAGCAACUAAUGCUACAGCCCUCUUAUUCAGGAGGAUGCGAGGAAGGCGCCAAGCUGAGACGACAAGACAUCUUGACAU
Molecule: messenger RNA, 2102 nt
Organism: Ilyonectria robusta
Lineage: Eukaryota; Fungi; Ascomycota; Sordariomycetes; Hypocreales; Nectriaceae
Product: WD40-repeat-containing domain protein
Exons: 6
Coding region: 165-1991 (608 amino acids)
Biological process (GO): regulation of transcription by RNA polymerase II
Cellular component (GO): Set3 complex
Molecular function (GO): protein binding; transcription corepressor activity
Source: RefSeq, a predicted model, not a curated record